Penicillium atrosanguineum is the source of this 963-nucleotide messenger RNA. RefSeq lists its product as uncharacterized. Gene Ontology annotation, cellular component: nucleus; RNA polymerase III complex. Gene Ontology annotation, biological process: DNA-templated transcription. NCBI's taxonomy places the organism in Eukaryota, Fungi, Ascomycota, Eurotiomycetes, Eurotiales, Aspergillaceae. The transcript has 3 exons. The annotation marks the transcript as partial. The record is from RefSeq and is a predicted model, not a curated record.
AUGAGAUCCACCGACGAUGAUCCGGUGAUCGCCUCCUACGACAUUGUCCUGACCGACUCAGACAUCUCUCGAUAUGUCUUUCAAUACCUCGACCGACCUGCCAAACUCCCCUACAAUGCGCGAAGGGGCCAGAAGCCUACCUCACUGCGAAUGAAGCCCGGCACCGGCAUGGUAGAGAUCGAAGUUCCCAUCCAGACCCGAGGCACCUACGACGUGAACAAGGGCCUCAAAUACGGCGAUGCGAUGAAAAAGAGUCGCGCCAAUCGUGAUGGUGGCGCCUUCGGAAUGGCUGGUGGCUUCAGCUCUGGAAGUCUGGCCAGUGGUGGAGGUCGAGUCAAGGCCGAGGGAAGCGGCGAUAUUGAAGUGCUGGACAGUAGGAAGAUGGUGGACCCGUCGUCAUUGGUCACUACACAAGCGCUUGGAGGCCGCAUUAAGCCCCAGGAAGAAGGAGAUCCGGUCUACAUGCUCGCUACGUUCAAAGGAAAAAAUCUGCACCUUUCCCCGGUUUCUGCAGUUGUCCAAUUACACCCCCAGCUUCACCAUCUCGAUGCGCUAGAUGAAGCUCCCAAGGGUCGUGGCUCCAAGGGCAAGAAAGAUGACGAAGAUCGCCCGGCUGAGUCCGAGGCGCGUGCUAUUGAUGUGAAGAUCAAGGGCGCCGAAGAUGGAGGCGCCGUCCUUCAGGGAAACCUGGAGCUUCUGAAAAAGAUGCAAGAGGAGAAAUGGAAGAAAUUUGAGUGGGUAGAUGCCGAGACCGAGGACUCAUGGUUCACAUAUGAAAACUACAUGAUGAACCCGAACGUUGACGAACUGCCACAACUUGAAGCAACCAUCAACAGUGAAGACUAUCUUGAUGGAAUGAGUGCUCCUCGAAUUGAUCCUGCACGGCCAGAGAUGACGGGAUGGGCCAUGAAGCAGAACCGGCAGAAGCAAAGAGAAGGACGGUCAGACGGCGAGGAUGAAGAG